ACUGAAGCCACUUACUCUGUGCUAGGUUUUUAUUUGUGGUGCUUAAAGCCUAUAGCGUAAGCAUGUCUGGUCGUGGUAAAGGCGGCAAGGGUUUGGGAAAAGGGGGCGCUAAGCGCCACCGUAAAGUGCUCCGUGAUAACAUUCAAGGAAUCACGAAGCCGGCUAUUCGCCGUUUGGCGCGCCGCGGUGGCGUCAAGCGUAUUUCGGGCUUGAUCUAUGAAGAAACUCGCGGAGUGCUGAAGGUGUUUCUGGAGAACGUGAUUCGCGAUGCUGUCACUUACACCGAACACGCUAAGCGGAAGACUGUCACUGCCAUGGACGUGGUCUAUGCUCUGAAACGCCAGGGUCGCACUCUGUACGGCUUCGGCGGCUAAGUUUUUCCUCUCACACCAAAACCAUAAAAGGCUCUUUUAAGAGCCACCCACACUUUCACAACGAGAGCUCAAUUACUAGUGGUGUCUUCUAAAGCUGUUUAAGGGUAUUCUAUUUCCUCACGUGACCUAAAUCAUACAUUAUAUAAGGA
Molecule: messenger RNA, 523 nt
Organism: Pelodiscus sinensis (Chinese soft-shelled turtle)
Lineage: Eukaryota; Metazoa; Chordata; Testudines; Trionychidae
Product: histone H4
Cellular component (GO): nucleosome
Molecular function (GO): DNA binding; structural constituent of chromatin; protein heterodimerization activity
Source: RefSeq, a predicted model, not a curated record